This is a messenger RNA of Paramecium sonneborni, 924 nucleotides long. The record is from the annotation of a GenBank genome assembly. Lineage: Eukaryota; Ciliophora; Oligohymenophorea; Peniculida; Parameciidae.
AUGUUUUUUUUAGAAUUUGAGUCACCUCUAAUUAUAAAGAUGAAUAAUCUUUUUUAAGUGAUCAAUUUAUAGGAUUAUUAGGAGUGGAUGACAUUUUAUGAAAUUCUUAUUAACCUUCAGUAGAACCAUAAUACAUCUCAAGAAGAGUGAAUUUAAUUGAGGAAUUAUGGUUUGGUUAAUUGUUAUACAUACUUCUACUUUUAUUUAUAUUUUUCAUAGUCGUUGGAGUGUUCUUUAUAGAAUAUCCAUUCUAAUACUUAUUAAAUACAAUUUUGGGCGUUGUAACUGUGAUGUUAUGUUCACAUUAAAUCAUUUUUGACAAAUAGAAAAGGAUUAACUCAUGCAUUGAUAUAAAUAUUAGAGUAUAAAGUGAAUUACUAUAAAAAUGAAAAAAAAAUAUAAAAAAUUAAAAAAACUAAUAUUAAAUGUAUAAUAGGAAAAAAGGCUUCAUUCUCUAAAGAAGAUUGUUAUAGUUAUAUGAAUUAAUCUGGAUUUGCAAUAUAGAGUUUACUUUUAAGUUUAUUUUUUGGAAUGUAUGUGCUAAUGUAUUUCUUUAACAUUAGAGUUUGGGGAGGUGAUUUAAAAUAAAAAGAAUUUGAAAAUAUAUCAAUAUUAAUGAUAAGAUAUCUUGUAGGAUUACUUUUAGGUGGAUUUAUAUAUAGAGAAGGAUUAUCAUUAAUGAGUAGAUCAUUUAAGACUGCAACUAUUGGAUUAAUAAAAUCUGAUGUAAAUUUAAGUAUUGGAAAUUGCAAUAUCUCUUCAUUAACAAGAUUGGUUUAUCUGGUUCUAUAGUAAACAGGAUAUAUUCUUAUAAAUUAUUUAGAUACUGGAUUAAUAUUAAUAUUUUUAAAUUGUUCAGUUUUAAAAUUAUUUAUAAAAGUCCAGAAAUGUUGGAAAGUGAAAAUAGAGAUAUUUUUAUAUUGA